Funneliformis mosseae is the source of this 147-nucleotide messenger RNA. NCBI's taxonomy places the organism in Eukaryota, Fungi, Glomeromycota, Glomeromycetes, Glomerales, Glomeraceae. The record is from the annotation of a GenBank genome assembly.
AUGCCAGCCGGGGGGAAACAAUCUCAGGGUCAAAUAAUUCCGAAAAAUCUUAGAGGUAUAACACUUUUAAUUGUAGACCAAGUUAUUAUCAUUAAUAGGAUAAAUCAGCCAACCAAGGCCGAACAAACUUAUUUGCCGCAAUUUUAA